Messenger RNA from Periconia digitata, 1164 nucleotides. Lineage: Eukaryota; Fungi; Ascomycota; Dothideomycetes; Pleosporales; Periconiaceae. The record is from the annotation of a GenBank genome assembly.
AUGUAUUGACAAAGUUCCGUAACAUACGCCCUGAUCUGUCGUUAAGAUUGUAUAACGAUGCAGAAAAAACUUCAAAGCGGGCUCCAGUCUGGCAUGUCCGCUGUGUCUGGAAUCCACAAAAACCGCAAGCCAAAUUAUGUAGCCGAGGACUUCGACGGACUUGCUGCAGUCACGCCGCAGGACUGGACACCGACCUCUUCUGAACAGAUUACAUAUCGUGGAAAAAAUGGAAGCGUCCAAGUACCCAACCUGUGCAUCGGAGCAUGGUCGUGGGGCGACACAGCAACAUGGCAUUGGGACGAUUCAGAAUUCCCAGCGCUGGAAAUGGCGUGGAAACAGCUCCUCGAGAAUGGCAUCAACUUUGUGGACACGGCUCAAGUAUAUGGCAACGGGAAGAGCGAGGAAAUUUGUGGCAAGCUGUUUUCUGGACUGCAGAGGGACACAUACAUCAUUCAGACAAAAUACUACGCGGUUCCGCAACUGACCGACGUUCUUCAUCCCGCCAGCUCACCAGUGCGAAAAUUGGAGAACAGCCUCGGGUCGUUGGGAUUGUCAUAUGUGGACAUCUAUCUAAUCGAUGGGCCCAUACACAUUCAGUCCAUUUCGUCAAUGGCCAAGGCUUUGGCCGAGUGUGUCGACAAAGGUCUUACCAAAUGCGUUGGUGUUGCGAACUACGACGAGAAGGACAUGCUCAAGAUGCGCGACGAGCUGGCAAAAUAUGACGUGCCACUGGCCACCAACCAAUGCGAGUAUUCGAUACUUCGGAGGAUGCCCGAAACCUCGGGAUUGUUGCAGGCGUGCAAAGAAAAUGACAUUGUGUUUCAAUCUUACUCUUCUCUGGCGCAGGGUCGCUUGACAGGGAAAUAUAAUACCAAAUACCCUCCACCAAAGCAGUACCGGUUUUCAAGUUACGAUAUGAAGGAUGUCGAGCCUAUACUGGCGAUACUGAAGAAUAUAGCGGACGCAAGAGGGAUCCCAAUCAGCGCGGUCGCACUUAACUACAACAUGUGCAAAGGUGCAACGCCAGUUGUAGGCGUGCGAAAACCGGAGCAGGUGCAGGACAACAUUGAAGCUUUUGGGUGGAGGCUUACGAAUACCGAGAUCCAGCGAAUUGAUUUGGUUAGCUUCGAAGGUCAUACUACGUCUCUCUGGCAGCAAGGAUAA